This is a messenger RNA of Nicotiana attenuata, 2511 nucleotides long. RefSeq names its product pentatricopeptide repeat-containing protein At1g80550, mitochondrial-like. Bases 561 to 1982 code for a protein of 473 amino acids. The record is from RefSeq and is a predicted model, not a curated record. Gene Ontology annotation, molecular function: protein binding. Lineage: Eukaryota; Viridiplantae; Streptophyta; Magnoliopsida; Solanales; Solanaceae. The transcript has 4 exons.
CAGACCACUUCUGAAAGAAAAUGGCGGUCCCGUUGACAUAUUCCUUAUUUCCUGAGGGCAAAUGUUCAAUCCAUAUCUUCAAAUUAUUCGAAACUGUUCAAGAAAGAAUUUUGGGGUUCUCUUUUCUCUAUUCUUUCUUAUUCUGAUUGAUUCUUCUUAGUUCAUGUUUGACUAAACCCUAGCUCAUUCUCUCUAGUAUUUUCCUCCCAUUUCUCUCUUCGUAUUCAGAACUGUUCCAGCUUCGUUGCCUUCGAGUGUUGCAUCCCGACUUGAGGCAAGGAUGCUAUGAUCUUGCAAGGGAUUGAGAGUUUGAGCCAUUGACCAAUAUAUCUCCAAUAUAGCUAUUCAUUCAAUUAUCUCAAUUUAAGCCUGAAAACUAUCAACAAAAGAAGAGUCAAAAGCCCCCUAACUCUAACUGGCUGGGGUCUAGUGGCUGCAAUUACUCUGUGUUGUUGUCCAUCAAUUUUUCCAGCAAAUUGGACAAUCAUUAACUCCUGCAGUCUUGUGAACCACACAGUUACUGUAGAUUAUAUUCGAAAACCAGUUCCUGCUCUUCUAGAAUGCUUUCGUCUGUUAUUUCUCGAUAUUCAACUUUCUUACCUUCUUCUUUGCUUCUCGCCCAAUUCGAAAACUUGCUUUUCCAUCACGGUUAUUACUCCACUCUCUCCAAACCCCAAAAUCCCACUUCCUUUCCCAACUAUGAUGACCCAAAUUCAUCCCCACCUCUCAAUCUUCCCGCCAGUUCAACAAGUGCUUCCUUUGAAUCCCUAAACCCCACCAUCGUGCAGGAAACGCUCUCUUGUUACAAUAAUGACUGGAGAAGUGCUUUAGAGUUCUUCAACUGGGCCGAGACGCGGUGUGGCUUCCAACACACCAUCCAAACUUGCAACCAGCUUAUUGACAUUCUGGGCAAGUUUUUUGAAUUUGAUGCAGCUUGGAAUUUGAUUGAGAAAAUGAGUAAUGUGCCCUCCAUGCCCGACCACACCACCUUCCGGGUGUUAUUCAAACGUUAUGUGUCUGCUCACAUGGUUAAAGAAGCAAUUGAUACAUUUGAUAAGGCGGAGGAAUUUAAUUUAAGAGAUCAAAUUUCAUUUUCAAAUCUAAUUGAUUCUCUAUGUGAGUAUAAGCAUGUGAUAGAGGCCGAAGAGUUGUGCUUCCCUAAGAACAAAAAUGAUGUGAUGUAUUCUUGUUUUAAAGUGGACACAAAAAUAUGUAAUAUGCUUCUUCGUGGGUGGUUCAAAAUGAGUUGGUGGGGGAAGUGUAGACAGUUUUGGGAAGAGAUGGACUCAAGGGGUGUGCAAAAGGAUCUAUAUUCAUACUCUAUUUACAUGGAUGUACAAUGCAAGAGCGGAAAACCAUGGAAAACUGUAAAAUUAUACAAAGAAAUGAAGAAGAAGGGAAUUGACUUGGAUGUGAUCGCAUACAACACUGUCAUCCGUGCUAUUGGGAUUUCAGAUGGUGUUGAUGUAGCAGCUAAGCUUUGUCAAGAGAUGAUUGAGUUGGGGUGCAAACCGAAUGUUUCUACAUAUAACACGCUCAUCAAGCUUAUGUGUGAAAAUGGGAGGUACAAAGACGCAUAUAGAUUGCUUAAUCAAAUGCCUAGCAAGGGUUGCGAGCCUAAUGUCAUUACAUACAACUGCUUUUUUGGAUGCCUUGAAAAGCCCAGAGAGAUUCUCAAGUUGUUUGAUAGAAUGAUCGAAAGCGGAGUGCGGCCUAGGAUGGACACUUAUGUCAUGCUUAUGAGGAAAUUUGGAAGAUGGGGAUUUCUUCGACCAGUCUUUAUUCUUUGGGAAAAGAUGGAAAAACAGGGGUUGAGUCCAGAUGUGUCUGCUUAUAAUGCAUUAAUUGACGUGUUGGUUCAAAAGGGUAUGGUUGAUAUGGCACGCAAGUAUGAUGAAGAGAUGUUAGCAAGGGGCCUUUCAGCAAAGCCGAGGGUAGAACUGGGGACAAAGUUGACUAGUGCUGACUGUGGAGGCAGCUGAUGUUUUAUGAAUGCACAUGAGACUGUACUUUAAGAUGUAGAAUCCCAUGUUAAACUUCAUCAGUUCUUUGUCAUCCUUGUGCUUUGUGGCAGCGGGUGGUCCUCCUUUUGGAUGUGUCUACAAAGUACAGAAGUGAUGCCUCAUAAAUUGGCGCUCUUUGAAGAUAUCAGAAUGCGUUUCGGUGAGCUACGUGUUUGUGGCUGGAUUAUAUCAGGUCUUCUGCAUCUAAAUCCAACAAGCUGUCUGUACACCUAAGUCAUUUUGCCGUAUGCUGAAUGAAAGUUAAAAAAACAACAUGCCCCACAUUGAUUAGUUAUCUGACCUUGCUGCAACCAAGAAUCAAACCAUGGUCUCUUAUCCUUUUGGAUUCUUUUCAAUGUACACACCUAUCUCAAAAGAUGGUGAGUAGUAGCGACACAGGACUUCUUUUCACAUUGUCUGUGUUGGUUGUGGAACUUGGAAAGUUUUGCACCAAUAAGUAGUACUAGUAUUUUAAUUAUAAAGGAUAACAAGAAACAAUCUUUUCUUC